CGACGCGCGCGCCAGUCGCCGCCAUGCCGGCCUGCGCCCCGGAGUACGGUCGCCUCGCGCGCGCCCAUACCGACAUUGUGUUCUCACCCCGUGUCAAGAGAUGUUCACACCAGUCCCCGCCCUUCACCACUCUCAGGAGAUCUUUCUCCUCGACCUUCUCUCUUAUACCAGAAGAACAAGCCGUGCCGCCCGAGAGACCGCCCUCGCUGCCCAGACUCCUGCGCAUCGUCACCUGGUUCCCUCGCUUGUGUCUGCGGCCGCUGUUUGCCCUGCUCGGUUUCAUCGCCCACCCCGCCUGGAAGCAAAUCCUCGUAGUUCUGCCUACCUUGUGGAUCGCCGCCUCGCUGUUCAUCUUCUGGAAGUGUGUUGAAUGCCCCAUCGGAGUUCUCAAAAUGAUCGGACGAGCUAUGUCCAAGGAUUCGAAGAAACCUCGUACUGUGUUGAUCAGCGGAGGUAGCUCUAUACAAGCGUUGCAUUUGGCGAGAAACUUCCACUCUGCCGGAGCGAGGAUCGUGGCCUUCGAAAUAGAAGGACAGUUCGCCCUAUUGAAGUAUUCCGCAGCCGUUGACAAGUUUUACACAGUGCCUCGGCCGAAUCCUGCGGAUCCUCUGGCCUACGCACGCGCCCUGAAAGAAAUUGUCGACAGAGAAUCCGUGGUGUUUUAUAUUCCCGUGAGCUCGACGACGCCAGCGUACUACGACGCUCUAGCAAAGCCGCACCUAGAAAUUAUAGGAUGUCAGUGCUUCGUGCCCAGCGCUCGCGACGUUGUCGUUUUGGAUGAUCCGCUCGAGUUGAUACGAGUAAGCCGUGCUGCUGGUCUUGCCACGCCGCAGUUCUGGGUGGUAACCAGCGAGGACGACGUGAGGAUGUGGUACGAAAGCGGGGCGUCGAAGGAAGGGCGUCACUUUAUUGCAAGCGCCGGCGCCCGCGGUGCUCGAGACCGCCUCCGGUUUGUUAUGCCAGAAGAGAAAAGUCUCUUCAGAUUUCCCCGGGAAAUCAGUGCAGAGAAGCCUUGGGUUAUAGUAAGGGAACCGAAGGGAGAGAAAGUAAUAACUUGCACCACUCUUAAGGAGUCGCGUGCUGUCAAUAAUGUGACUUGUCGCGUUGACUCCUCUAAGAAAGGUUUGGUGCCACAAAAAGACGAUGAAGCCGACGCCUGGGUACAGAAAUUUGUGUCAUGCCUCUCGCCGUCGCGCCCCAUGACGGGACACGUGUCUUUCAGACUGGUUCGCGAUGAGAACGUGUGCAACGGUCAAGGAAACAGAUUGGUAGCGAUCGGAGCGCGAGUCGGAGUAUCGCUACCGUACUUGUGCCAGGUACAGCCUCGCUGCGGACACACGGCGACCGUGGGGAAGCUCUUGAACACGGUUCUGGACACUCGUGAAGCACUAUUCACGUACUGGGACCCACUCCCAUACUGCGCGUACUACCAGUCGCGCCGGCCCGAGGAGCGCCAUGCGCCGCCGCCGGAGCCAUGCAAGACGCCGCCCAACGUGCCACUCUGAGAUAAUUACUUUAUUAUUAUAAUAAAGAAAUUGUUUUGAUAAUGUAAGACACUAGUACCUGAUGAGCGCACGAGUGGAAACUCUCGGGUCGCAGCCGUGUCGGUCGCCUCGCUCUCUCCGUGUCGUGCUCUCGCUCUGUCGUCGCGAAUGUCAAGGGGUCGAGGGACGAUAUGAAGCUUGUAACUACUAAGUAGAUAUUCAUGUACAAUCGCGAAUAAUGAUUAUAUACUUUCUUAUUAUUGUUAGAUAAGUUGUCGAUUAAUGUGUACUCUUAUUUAUAAACGAACUAAAGAUAUUGACUAGUGAUAUAAAUUAUUUAUUAAACAAAA
Messenger RNA from Papilio xuthus (Asian swallowtail), 1834 nucleotides. RefSeq lists its product as uncharacterized. The record is from RefSeq and is a predicted model, not a curated record. The transcript has a single exon. NCBI's taxonomy places the organism in Eukaryota, Metazoa, Arthropoda, Insecta, Lepidoptera, Papilionidae. Bases 24 to 1505 code for a protein of 493 amino acids.